UGAGCUUCCGUAGUCUGUAGGAGGAAGCCGACGUUAAUGGCCAUAUUUCUCUUGCUUUCUGUUUUGGCAGAACAAGAAAUAAACAAUGACGAGUUGCGCCGACUGCCGCUCCAUGUUUGAUUUGUGCUCUGAAGAAGAGGUUUUUGAGCUGAAAGAGGUGAAUCCCAUUCUUAAAGAGACCCCGAACCCUGCCCCAGCUGCCAGUGUGGAGGAUAAAAAUCCAGAAGAUGCCGGAAAGGAAGAGGGAACCCUUAUUAAAGAAGUGUCAGACAAGAUGGUCUGCUCAGCCUGCAGAUGUCCCUUCAUCAACCGUGAAGAACAGAGGGAGCACUACAAGCUCGACUGGCAUAGAUUCAACCUGAGACAAAAGAUAGCAGGGUUGCCUCCACUCACUGCAGAGGAGUUUGAGAGGAAGACUGGAGAUGGAGACUUGUCAAGCAUCUCAGGCUCCGAGUCUGAUUCAGAGGAAGAGGACUUUGACAACGACAGCAGGGAGGCAGGCAGUCGAGUGACCAGCACAGACGAGGAGAUGUCGGCCGAGUCCCAGCUGAGCACUGGUCGGCUCUACAGCAAAGUGUUUUUCCAGAACUCGGCAGGAGACUAUCUGUCAUUCUACCGGUGCGUGUUGCACGGAAAGUCGGAUGAUGUGCAUGAUGCAGUCUCCUCUCUGAAGGCCAUAAGUAAAAAGACAGUGUGGGUUAUUCUAAUGACGGGAGGGGGGCACUUUGCUGGUGCCGUGUUUGAAGGAAAACAAAUUCUUCAGCACAAGACCUUCCACCGAUAUACAGUGCGAGCAAAGCGAGGGACUGCUCAAGGGCUCCGGGACUCUCAGAACCGGAGUCGCAUGGCAAAGUCUGCGGGAGCCGCUCUGAGGCGACACAACGAGGCCUCACUUGUCAAGGACGUUCAGGACCUUUUAGUAACCUGGGCCGAGCACUUGAACAAGGCCUCUGCAAUAUUUAUACGAUCCCCGAGCUACAACAGGGUGAUCUUUUUCGGGGGCUCUUCAGCCCCGCUCAACAAAAAAGAUCCCCGCAUCCGCACGAUCCCCUUCGCCACACGCAGAGCAACAUUUCGAGAGGUGCAGAGGGUACAUGAGGUGCUUUCUACCAUUCAGGUGUACGGAAAAGACACAGACAUGUCUGCGGUCUUCAGUCCGCCGAAGAAAGCCUGGAAAAAAACAGUCAAAUCGACAGCACAAAAAAACACUGAUCAAGAGGAAGGAAAAGAACAAGAAAACAAUCACAGCUCGGAUAAAGAAGAGGAAGGGGAGAUCCAGCUGGAGAUGGUGGAGCUCACGUUAGGAACCCUGCACCUCAGGGAGUCAGAAAUAUAUCCCUCCAGGCACAAAAGGAGGCGGAGGAGAAGAAAGGAGGACGACAAAAGCCAAAAUGAAGAAAUGAACGAUGUGGAAGCAGAUGAUCAAAGAGAGGGUAUGCCAGAGGCCGCAGAAGCAGAAGGUACUCUUAAACAGAUGCCUGCUGUGAAAAAGAAGAAUAGGAAAGCACCAAGUAAGAAGCAGCAAGAAGAUGCGGCUGAUGACUCAUGUGACUACGGCUUGAAGGAUGGACUCUAUACAGCCUGCAAGGUUGGAGAUGUGAGUGCGCUCUCUAACCUCCUCCAGCCGCCCGAGGAAAUGGCGGAGAAUCAGGAACAGUCGGAGAGCAACGCCUCUGUGUUUCCAAAUCCACAAACUCUCUUGAAUAAGCCCAUAGACUCGUCAGGGUUCACUCUGCUGCACGUCGCUGCAGCAGCGGCUCAAAAGGCAGCAGUCAAGAUGCUCCUGGAUGCAGGUGCAGACCCAGCUUGCAGGGAUAAGAAAGGCCAGACCCCAUAUAUCGUCGCCCCUGACAAAGACACAAGGAACGUCUUUCGUAAAUAUAUGGCUGAGAAUCCCGACAAGUACGAUUACAGCAAGGCACAGGUCCCUGGGCCGCUAACAGCAGAGAUCGAAUCUAAAAUGUCUGAGAAGAAAAAGGCGCAGAGGGCACAGAGAAAACAACGAGAGAAAGAACAGAAGGAGGACAAGCGGCUACAAGAGCUGGAGGUAGAAGAAAAGAAGAGGUUUGCAUCCUUGACGGAUCGUGAAAAGAGGGCUCUGGCGGCAGAAAAGAGAUUGGCACAGCAAGCAGCUGCAACAGGAGUCAGCCUCUCGAAUAUCAAGAGAUGCUGGUGUUGUGGGGAAUCUCUUCUUGGGAAGAUCCCAUUUCAUUACCUGGAGUUUACAUUCUGCACUCCCCGCUGUGUUCAAGCGCAUCGAAAAGGAAACGUUCCUUCAGGAGGGACCCAACGUCUAGAAAAUGUUUGACAGGAUCCUCCCUCUGUGAAACAUCUUGAAAGUUGGACUAUUAAAACCGUCUUCCAGUGUUAUUUUUUUAUUGUGAAAAAAAAAAAAAAAAAACACCUUUCAAAUGUCUUUUUAUUGUGGCAAAUAACCUGAGACAACUGGAUGGCAAUACUGCAUUUGAAUAUCAUGAAAUGAAUGUACGAUUUAUUUACAGUAUGAGUAAUUAAGAAAUUAUUGAAAUGGAAUUUAAAAAGAAAGAUGCAAUAAAUUUAAAAAUGUCACUUAAUAAAAUCAAAUUAUACUAACUCAUUGUGGUAGGUUUAUAAAAACCACAUUCAGUUAGAUUUUUUUUUU
This is a messenger RNA of Cololabis saira (Pacific saury), 2641 nucleotides long. RefSeq names its product ankyrin repeat and zinc finger peptidyl tRNA hydrolase 1 (gene ankzf1). The record is from RefSeq and is a predicted model, not a curated record. Gene Ontology annotation, molecular function: protein binding. Lineage: Eukaryota; Metazoa; Chordata; Actinopteri; Beloniformes; Belonidae. The transcript is spliced from 16 exons. Bases 86 to 2308 code for a protein of 740 amino acids.